Molecule: messenger RNA, 1693 nt
Organism: Ectocarpus sp. CCAP 1310/34
Lineage: Eukaryota; Phaeophyceae; Ectocarpales; Ectocarpaceae
Source: the annotation of a GenBank genome assembly
AUGUACGACGAUGUCAAAGAUCGUAUUCUGUUCCACCCCAUGCUUUCGAGAGGUACUCUGGAAGAGACGCUGAAGCUGGCCGAGCACCAGCAGAGGAUCAAACGGAGGUCUGGAGAGGGGAUCGAGGACACGAGGCAUGCGCCCGUCGCUGCCAGUGUGGGCCAAGGAGGCGGCAUGAGGACAGCAGCUGCUGCGGGAGCGGAUGGCGGGUCAUCUCAUGAGCAGAGAAGUGCCUUCUUCUGUCCGGUUCACGGAGCGAACUCCUCCCACAACACCCCGGACUGCCAUAAACUUCGCCAGGACUUCUUGUUCCACUACAACGACUUCAUGGCGUUCAUUCGCGAGAGGGACAGCAUGCGGGGACCAGGUUUUCCUCAGGCCCGGGGGCAAGACUCGGGGCGGUUGUCGGGCGGAUCAUAUCGAGAGCAGCUGCAUCAACUGGACCAAGGGGCAAGCUGGGGUCGGGGCCGCCCGUUCUGUCCCCCUUCUGCAGGGCCCGACGCAUACCAGCCGCGAGUCUUCAACGAAGCCUUUAGCACCCCUAAUCUGCCGGCGACACCGCAACAGCAGCAGCAGCAGCAGCAGCAGCAGUACAUCAGCGCACCCCCAACGACCUCUGCCUCCUCGACGGCGACCCCCUCUCCACCUCCGGGCGACAUUCCUCCAGCUAGUGGCGCCCCUCUUCGUCUCUUCCACACAAGUAGUGUGAAACCUCUAAGCGAGUCUGAUUCUGUGACUGGAAAUGAGAUCGGAGUUGUUAGUGAUGGGGAGGUGUCUGGUAUUCCCGUUGCUGGUAUGUCUGUGCUUGAUGUUCCUGUUGUUCCUGCAGUGAAUCCUGCUGUAACCUCUCAAGCUCCGGUAUCCCGCGCUAGGAUGUCAACACCCAAAGGUGGUGAGCAGUUGCAGGGAGACAAGGGGACGAGUGCGGGGAUGUUUGAUGCGAGGGAAGGAGUUGCGUUUGAGCAUGAUGUGGCUGUGUUGGGUCGUGCCGAACAAAUGGAUGUUGACGUUUUCCACCACCGCGCAGGCCACUUUCCCGAACCCAUUUUGAGUAUGACUGCCGAACAACAAGGGAAUACCCUUCCCAGGGAGUUGGAACCCGGGAACACUGCCGCUUCGCCGCCCUCUGCCAACGCUGCCACUUGUCCUGCCGUCGCCGCCGCCACGGCGGGGACCAUCACCGCUUCGCCGCCCGCUGCUGCCGCUGUACCGUGGGGACCCGCCACUGCCGACACUACGUCAUCGUCGCCGUCGCACACCGCUGGUGGCGCACCAUGGAAUGCAGCCGCCGCCACCGACGCACCGUCGCCGCUGCCGCCAACCUCCAGGACGGCGUUACCCGCCACGGUCACCGCGGCCGCGCCGUCGCCGCUGCCGCCGACCUCCGGGGCCGCCGUGCCGCUUGUGCCUUCGCCAGGUGCCACCGCGCUGCCGCGCCCGAGCACGACCGCGACGAGGACCACCGACGUGGCCGCCGCCGCUUCGUCAUCGCCGUAGCAUACCACUGCAUGUGGGACACGGAUUCAUCCAGCCGCUACCGCCGUCCCCGCGUCGUCGCCGACAUCGCCUUACUCGGGGCAUGCAUCGCCACAGGCGGACUGGUUGCCUUCUCCUAUUGAGGCCGCUGCUCCAUCUUCGACGGCGCGUGAUGAACGGCAAGCCGAUGGUUAGGCAUGGGUUGGUGGGGGCCGGU